UGAUCCAUCCUUCCUCUAGAGCACCUCGUCUUGGCGCCCAAUUUUAAAAACUCCUCUUGAAAAAUCUAAAAUGUACACCUCUUUCAUCGUCUCCGAUCACCACCACCACCGCCUCCCCGCCACCACCUCACCGCCGUGCUCCCAAGGCCACACCUCCUCUCUCAACCUCCCCACUCUCCAAGGCGGCUCGAUCUGCCUCCUCUGCCUCUCCAACCUCAUCUCCUCCCCCUCCUCUCCCUCUCUCCACGUCUCCUACGCUCUCUCCCAGCUCUCUCUCGCUCUCUCCCAGCCUCCCUUCCUCCGCGCUCUGCUCACGUUUCACCCGCACUUUCUCGUGUCGCCGCUUGUGAGCUGUCUCGCGGCGGUGGAUGAUGAGGCGAUCGCGAAGCAGGUGGUGGAGAUCGUGGUGGAGAUGUGCAAGUGCGGCGAUGAGUCGGUGUAUGGCGAGUUUGUCGCGAGGGUUUCGGAUCGGGUUUCGAACGGAUCGUUGGCGUGGAGUAGACGCCAGGUGUUUAUGCUUCACUGCUUAGGUGUGCUCCUAGAUCAUCAGAAGAACAAUCCCUGCAACAACAUUAAAGACAAAGAAUCCCUUGCUCUAAAUCUUGUGUCUGGUCUACAGCUGCCAAGUGAAGAGAUACGAGGGGAGAUUCUUUUUGUUCUCUACAAGAUCUUAAUCAUUCAGAACACGUUUAAGGAUGAUAAUGUCACCGAUGCUUUCAUUACAUGUGGUCCCAAACUCUUGCGUUUAUCACUGGAAGCCCUCAUGAAAACAGAGUCUGACGACGUUCGCUUGAACUGCAUAGCACUUCUGUCUGUGCUGGCUCAGAGAGGGUUCUUUGAUAGUGCAUACGGAACUGAUAUCAGUAGCGGGGAUCAAUACGAAGAUGACAACUUUAUGGAAACAAAUCAAUUAUCAGAUAGGUCUGCGAUGACCCGCUUAUUUGCUGAAGCCAUCAAAGCACCACUGCUUUCAUCUGAUAGCCAAGUUCAAACAGCCACUUUAAACUUAACAUAUCUGUAUCUGUCAAGGGAUGACGGUUCAGGAAAAGAAGUUCAUGUGUUGGUGGAAGAGAAUAUAGCAGAUUAUGUAUUUGAAAUUCUGAGAUUAUCAGGGUGCAAAGAUACACUUGUCAAUACUUGCCUGCAGGUUCUUGAUUUAUUAUCAUCUGCUGAUCAAGUGUUUAAACCAAGACUUGCUAUUGGUUUCUCAACCCUGCUUCCUGUUCUGCAUUAUGUGGCAGAUGUUCCAUUCCAUCCUGUUCAACCUCAAACGAUAAAGCUCAUACUGAAAUGUGUUUCAAAUUGUCCAGGAAUAUUGUCCAAUUCUCAUGUUGAAGAAAUUAGCCUUGUUUUGGCUGGAAUGCUCAAAAAACAUAUAGAUGGUGACACAGGCAUGCUUCCAGAAACAUUUACUUUGGCUUGCUCUCUCCUGGUAGCUCUUCUGAAGUCUCCAUCUUGUCACGAGGCUUCAACUUUUGCAUUAACACUUCAAGAUGCAUCCAGGCAUGCAAUUUUGAAUUGUUUAAGCAUAUAUGGACGGCACCCCAGCCAAUUUCUGCACUCCCUAUACCUACUUAAAGAGGCUUAUGCCUAUGGUUGUGAAAGGAACACCAACACCAGUUACAUGGAACUAAGAAACUGCAUUCUAGAGGUGUGCAAAACACACCUUUUACCUUGGUUUUUAACAGCCAUCAGUGACAUGGAGGAAGAUAUGGUUUUGGGAGUACUAGAAAGCUUCCAUGCAAUAUUGCUUCAGGAUAUUGAUACUAAACCCAAAGACUUUGCAUACAUUUUGCUUUCAUCCUCGUGGUUCAGCUUUUCAUUUGGAUGCCUUGGCUUAUUCCCAGCAGAAAGAAUGAAAUGGAGAGUUCAUCUCAUGUCCAGUUCUCUGGUAGAUGUGCUUCUGGGAAAUGAUUCUGGGCAACCCAUCAGAGAUGCUGCCUCUCAUCUACCAUCUGAUCCUAUAGAGAUGCUAUACAUACUAGGGGUGAAGAGCUCUCAUAAUUUAGAUUCUUUAUCUUGUCAAUCUGCGAUUCUGCUGAUACUUUAUACCAGCUCUUUGUAUGAUGAUAGGCUUGCAGAUGAUAAGCUGGUGUUAGCUUCUCUUGAACAAUAUAUCUUACUUAACAAUAUUGAGCUCUUAUAUGGAGCUGCUAAGUCUGAAACAAUUGAAAUUCUGGUAAAUGUGUAUGGCCUUUAUAGAAGUCUUGCCAAGAUGAGCUACCAAAUACCUUACAGUCCAGAAGCUGAAAGGAUCUUAUUUCAUCUUGCCAGUGAAAAAGAUUGGGAUCUGCUUUCUUCAAGAAUUCACUUCAAAUCACUGAAAUGGUUAUUUCAACAAGAAAAGAUGUGCAAGUUACUUUCCACACAAAUUUUAAAGUUAUGCAGAUGUAGCACUUCUGUUGCUAACCAUAUCCUUCUGCAUGGAAAAAAUAGUCAGAGCUUGGAUGUAUUAACUCUUGCUGAGCUGGUAGCUUCAGAAGACAACUUCGGUGCUACACUCUUGGUAUAUUUACUGAGAGAACUUGUAGAGGAAGGUGGACAAGAGGAUGACAUCAUUUCUACGUUGAAUCUCAUUGCAGAAAUUAUAGACACAUGUCCAGGUGCUUCAGACCAAUUAUGCCUGCACGGGAUAGGGAUCGCAAUCGAAAAUCUUUAUUAUUAUUCAAGGAAUGCCUCUUUCCCAAAUACUUACAUGAACAUGUUGAAAUUAAUUUUCAGAAUUUUUAGCUCAGUGCGCUCUAAGUCUAUUUCAGAAGACGAAUCUUGGCUUGCAGUUACAAUGAAGUUGAUGGACUACCUAAUAGCAACAGCAACUGCAGAUGGGUGGAAUCAUGAAGGUCUUAUGAUUAUUGGCAUUCUUUGUUUGAUUUUGCACCAUUCUACAAAUCAAGCACUGUUAGGAGUAUCAAAAUCCAUUCUUCUGUGUUCUGCUUUGGUGCAAAUAAUCACCAAAACAAUCCGUGAAGCCUGUUCUAAAGGACCUGCUUUGACAGAUCACGAUGAAGGAACAAAUGUAGGAGCAAGCUUGAUAUUUCUUCUUUUACUAAACUAUUUCUCUUUCAAAAGUAUGCAUGCUGUGGUACCUGGAAAUUUCUACUUGCUCGAUUUACUAGAUACCAACAAUGUAAAAGAGAUAUAUUUUAUAAGCAUCCCGUGCCACGAUCUGUGCAGACUGAUUUAUUUUGGUUCUCCUCCAGUAAAAUUGGUUGCUUCAUAUUGCCUUUUGGAAUUACUAACUAGAAUUUCUGAAGAGGAGAGGACAGAACCUGAAAAGUUCAACUGCAACUCAUGCUACCUAAAAUCACUGAUCGCUGUAUUAGAAGGCAUGCUACAUUACAGUGACAUAAGAGUUGCCAUGAACUGCUCUCUUUGUCUAUCAAUUAUUCUGGGCUGGCAAAAACAGGAUAUAUCUGCACAAGUCUUUGGGAGAAACAAUUGGUGCAGGUUUAUUAUAGAAGAACUAGUAAUGUCCUUGGCAGUUCCAUGUUUAGCAUCAAAGACAUUGCCGAUUCAUCAUAAGCCUGCAGUUCAUGUAGCAGUCGCGUUGCUCAAACUGCAAAACAUUCCUCAGUGGAUGUCCUCAGUAUUUGAUGAUUCUAGCAUAUUGGGUAUUGUUAAGAACCUAUCAGCAAGUAAUUUGAGUCCAGAAAUGGUACUAUUAUUUCGAGUGCUUCUGACCUCAGGGUACUUAAAGGCCGAUCAAGUUGCUGUCCUCAAUCGUUUGUUCCAGGAAUGCAGGAAGCGUAUCUACUCGCAAAAUAGUCAGGACAGCAAAGAGGAGCACACAGAGAAGCUAAAUAUCGCCUCAGAGGGACUAGGAAAUGUUUGCGAGUUUCUGAUCAACCUCAUGUCCUCUCAAUCCCCUGCUGGCAUCAGGUCGCAAGAAGUACAAGUCAGGAACAAGGAUUUGCUAGAAGAGAUAGAACUAUUUUCUAAAGAUAUUAUGGAAGAGGAUGUUGCCUAGUGAUACUUUGUUUAGCACUCUGACUUGUACACAGUAAAUACAUUCUCCUGAAUUUAUCAUGUUUUUGGUAUAAUAGCUUUAAUAGAUCACAAUCGGUCAAAACUUGAGAUUAUCUUGUGUGUUUUAGAAGAGUUUUAAGAAAGAUCUCUCCUGAAAAAGCUUUGGAGAUGAUGGCUACAUUUCUUGAGAGGUUGUUUCGGGUAUUUUAAAGAUAUUACAGCCCCCACAGGUGAUUCUUGAAUAGAAAAUU
Messenger RNA from Daucus carota subsp. sativus, 4217 nucleotides. Its product is annotated as protein PUTATIVE RECOMBINATION INITIATION DEFECT 1. The transcript has 9 exons. Lineage: Eukaryota; Viridiplantae; Streptophyta; Magnoliopsida; Apiales; Apiaceae. The record is from RefSeq and is a predicted model, not a curated record. Gene Ontology annotation, biological process: meiotic DNA double-strand break formation. The coding region runs from base 71 to 3967 and encodes 1298 amino acids.